Messenger RNA from Klebsormidium nitens, 1445 nucleotides. The record is from the annotation of a GenBank genome assembly. Lineage: Eukaryota; Viridiplantae; Streptophyta; Klebsormidiophyceae; Klebsormidiales; Klebsormidiaceae.
CGUAUCGUCGUCUUGGUUGGACGCAAUGCAGCAUUUGCACAAGCGGAGCAAAAUGGAGGAGAUUGAUGGGGCGCACAGGGUGGAAGCUAAUGUCCAAAGGCUUGCCAACGAAACGUCUCGACUGCAUCAGCAGCUUGUUUCCCUUCUGACUCAAGGCUUUUCUAAGACACCACCUGUGGAGAUUCAAGGUGCUCAAAACAAAGCCUCUCCUCAAACUUCAACAGGCAAUGUAGAGGGAGGUUCUCCAUCUGAACCAGGGCCCUCAAGCAGCAAACAGGUGGCGCAAGGGGCUGAGGAUGCUGUGCUUGAUGAUGUGGCAAUUAGACCGGAGAAGUUGGUUCAAAGUGUCGUUGGGGCGCCAGAGCAGCUGGAAAACCCUGUCAAGGUCGUCGCAAAACUCUUGCAGCAGCAGAAUGAGCUCAUCACUGCUUAUGCACUCACAAAAGGUCAGGAAACGAGCAGGGACUACAAGUUGACAAAAGAGGAGCUCCUAGUGGAAAGGCGAAAUGUUUUGAAGAAGGUGGCAAUGAAGAUGCAUAGAGCUGAACAGGCGAUGGAGGACGUUUUGGACAAAUGCUCCAUGUACAAGCGGCCAAAAUUAAGCAAUAACCUUGUGGAAGAAUCAUGGAAAGAGGGUCAGAGGCGCAUUGCGAUUGGGGACAUCGUUUCAUAUGCUCACAAGAUCAGCUACAGCACCUUUGCCCCUCCCAGUUUCAUCACGAAUCAGGAGCUGCCACCUGGUUUUCAGCCCCCAGCACCGCAAGCUGAGCACAUGAGGGCCUCCGCAUUGUAUCAGUUCUCGGAUGAGGAACUUGGAUUCAGGCCUGUUCCGAGCGCAACACCUCUUGAACUGAAAGCGCCCGAGCCAUCGGCGAGCGCUCCAGAAGCCCUCCCCAAGCCCCCUCCUGGGUGGAAGCCUGGCAUGCCGGUCGAACUUCCCCCUAUGCCACCUGGAUGGAAACCAGGAAUGGAGCUUCCGCCCCCUCCACUAGCCCUUGCAAACCUGCCCCCCAUGCCCCCUGGCUGGAAACCAGGAGACCCGGUUCCUCUGCCCGUUGUACAGCCACAGAUUCCGCCCCCCGAGCGUCUUCGGCCUCAGGCUCAGCCUAUUCAAGUGGCUCAUGUCGAUCUGGAUCUGAACCCGGAUUUAGAGGGAGGCUUCUACUCGUCAGAAAGCGAAGACGAGGAUGACGACAGUGAGAGCGAAGAGGAAUAAAGAUCAUUAGCGGGCUGGUGACGAAAGAAGUGUGUGGUGAUGCUUAUGAUCGAGAUCAAGUGAUCUUUCUUCCGUUGCCCGACUACAUGGACACUUUGGCCGUAUCAGUGGCCGGAUGCCAGCAUGAUAGACUUCAGUUUCAUUUCAUGAUAUAGUCAUGAGACGGUAUUGUAAAGUUGCAAAAGGGUUUCCACUUUGAGAACCUACUAAGUCCUUCGUCCAUGAUCAG